Molecule: messenger RNA, 3698 nt
Organism: Orcinus orca (killer whale)
Lineage: Eukaryota; Metazoa; Chordata; Mammalia; Artiodactyla; Delphinidae
Gene: TAF1C
Product: TATA-box binding protein associated factor, RNA polymerase I subunit C
Exons: 13
Coding region: 992-3169 (725 amino acids)
Biological process (GO): transcription by RNA polymerase I
Cellular component (GO): fibrillar center
Molecular function (GO): RNA polymerase I core promoter sequence-specific DNA binding; protein binding
Source: RefSeq, a predicted model, not a curated record
UUGGCAGGGAGAGCCUUGGUGGCUGCAGGGUGGGUGCCGUCCCUUGGCCCCCCAUCCUAGCAUUCACACCAGUUGGCAGGAGUGCAGAGUGGGGUGGCAUUGGCACAAAUCUGCUAAGACACAGGCUGAGCCAGAAUCCCGUCCUUUGGGGACCUGGGAUGCCCUGCCAUCCGCAGAGGGUUUACUGAGCGGGAGCUGUUGGCCCCCAUCUUUUUUUCCUCUGUUUGUCCAACAGAUACUCACUGAACAGCCCUUACUAUGUGCCAGGUGCCUUACCAGGCCCUGGGAAUCCAGAAUGAGUAAGUCAGAUGCGCUCCCAGCCCCACGGAACAGAGUUAGGUUGAGUGAGAAUAGACAAGUGAAUAGACCAAAGGAUAAAAUCAUUACAAAGUGAGAACAGCUCUGAGCGAAACCAGAAGGGUGCCGAAACCGUACAGUAGGGGUGAGGUGGGGAGGGGAGGGGAGAUCUGGGACACGAAGGAUGCCAGCUCUUUCCCCGGAAGCCUAAGCCAUCUGGCUGCCACUUGGAGACAGGCUGGUUAAGGAUUACGCCGGCAGAGGCAAGUGGGCGAGAAAUUUAAAAGAGACGCUGGCAUUGGGCGGGAGGGGCUCCCUUGACAAGGAAGGGCUUACGUCAGAUCCGCCCCUGCGGGAGCCUUGCUCGCCUGCCUGCUGCUCUUCCGUCCCCAGGUGUGGAGCUGAGCUGUCUCAGGCCAGCCCCGUAGUGGGAUGGAGCAGCCUGUGGGCGUCCCAAAACACGGCGCCGCAUGUGGCCAAGGGCCUGCUCUGGAAGCCGGACACCCCUGGGCCGCUGCCCUUGCUGCCUCCUGGUGCCGAUCCCUGGGACCCCGGUGUGACUGCCCAGGAUCUGCUUUUCCGGGGAGGUUACCAGUUCCGUAGACAGCCCCAAGCCGUGCUGGACGUUACUGAGCAGCUCAGCCGGUUCUUGUGGGACCAUGGGGACAUAGCCUUUGCACCCCUGGGGAAGCUGAUGCUGGAGAAUUUCAAACUGGAGGGAGCACGGAGCCGCUCUAAGAAGAAGACAGUGGUCAGCGUGAAGAGGCUACUCCAGGACCUCGGUGGACACCAGCCCUGGGGCUGUCCCUGGGCUUACCUCAGCCACCGCCAGCGCCGGUUCUCCAUCCUUGGGGGCCCGAUCCUCAGCACGUCGGUGGCGAGCCUCCUGGGGGAGCUGCUGCAUGAGGAGCUGGCCCUGCGGUGGGAGCAGCUGCUCCUGGAUGACGCCUUCACUGGGGGCGCGCUGGCCUGGGUGCCCGGCAGGACGCCCGGGGCUGGGCAGCUGGUCUAUCCUGCAGGAGGCGCCCUGGACAGGCUGUACUUCCAGAAGGUCAACCUGACCCCAGGCAGUGAGCCCCGGGUUCUCGGAGACCCUGGCCAUAUCCGGCUCCGGGGACCUGUCCGGCAGGUGGUGACCCGCACCGUGCAGGGAGAAGCUCUGCUGGCUGUCCGCUCUGACUACCACUGUGCCCUGUGGAAGCCCUCACCUGCCUGGAGAGCUGGCCAUCUGCAGCCGUUCCGGAGCCAUCUGUCUGUGGACUCCCCAGGACGGGUAACGCCCCUUCCCCAUAAAAACCCUCCACCCCAACCAACGGCUCCCGCAGAACCCGGCCCACGUCCUGGACACCAGGCCAGGUCACCCCAGCCUCCCCCCAUCAGCCGGUCUCCCCACCAUGGCUGGCCUGUCUCCCCAAGGCUGCAGCAAAUCUACAAGGACCCCGAGACCCUUGUGUUCCGGGACCCCUCUCCCUGGCGUUGGGCAGACUUCACCGCCCACCCUCGAGUGCUGACUGUGGGUGAUCGCACCGGAGUGAAGAUGGUGGACACUCAGGGCCCGCAAGGCUGUGGUCUGCUGCUUUUUCGUGGAGGGGCAGAAGCGUCAUGCCAGAAAGGGGAACGGGUCCUGCUCACCCAGUACCUGGGGGAGUGCGGCCCCGAGUGUCUGCACCCCACGCUCCACCUCAUCUGCACCCAGUUCUCGCUCUACCUGGUGGAUGAGCGCCUCCCCUUGGUGCCCCUGCUGAAGUGGAACCAUGGCCUCCCCUCCGCGCCCCUGCUGGCCCGGCUGCUGCCCCUGCCCCGCACAGGCCUCCCGCGGCCGCUGCUCCUGGCAGGCCAGGGUGGGGAGCUGCAGCUGCUGCACAUCGCAGGAGAGGGGGCCUCCACACCCCGGCUGGCAGGGCCCCCCCAGUCUCUCCCUUCCAGGAGCGACUCCCUCUCUGCCUUCCCCCCACUGGAGCCCAAGAGUCAGUGGCGGCUGCAGGAACGUCUGACAGCACCAGCCAUAGGUCUGGCCGCCGCCAUCCCACCCUCCGCUAACACACCGGUGCUGUCGCUCUUCCAACUUUCGGCGGCUGGAGACGUCUUCCACCAGGGCCUCCACCUCCAGGCAGACCCCGGGCCUGACUCUUCUGCCCCCACGGCUUCCUGGACCCCCCAGGCCACUGCCUCCUGCAGCCGGUGGCUGAAGGCCCUGCUGGAGGUGCCCCCGGCUCCCCCCGUGUGGGCUGCACCCACCUUCUCCCACCGCCGCCUGCUGGGCUGCUUUGAGCCCCAGAAGGCAGAGGGCAAAGCGCCAGAGGGUCUCCGCACGGCCAUGGCCAAAGGGCGUCUCCUGCAGCUGAGGGACCUGGGCUUGCUCCCCACGGAAGAGCGGGCCCCAGCCCCCGAGCCAGGCCCCGAGGACGAGCUCAGCGAGCGUUUGGAGGCAGCCUGGGAGGGCCAGGCGGCGGCCUGGUGGGAGAGGCGGCGGGGCAGCAGCCUGGGGCCCGGCAAACAGCCCAAGCGGCACAAGCGCCGGACUCAGCUGUCCAACACCUUCUCCUCGCUCAGCGGCCGCUUAGACCUCUCAGACGCCGCCAGCCCCCCUCCCAGCCCAGAGCGGACACUCCCUGCGGCCAGGCCUCAGCCUCCAGUGACCCCGCCCUCCCAGGAGUCCACCCAGGAGCUGUGGGCCCGGGCCGUCCCCUCGGAGCGGCAGCAGACCCUCCGGGACUACAUGGCUGAGCUGCCGCUCCGGGGGGAUGCCCUGGGGGGUGCCUCUGUGCCUUCCUCCCAGACCUCCAGUGUCCGGGCCACCCCCUCCCGGCAGCGGGCAGCCGUCCGCUCCGGCUCGCAGCCACACUGCAAGAAGCCCCGCAUGGGCUUCUGAGGCCCGGGGAAGCUGCCCCCCACCUCCAGGGAGCCCUUUGUCCUGGAUAAGCUGUGCCUUUUGUGGUUGAAACGGGAAACAGAACAGUCGCCAGGGUGCAGACCUUCCUGCUUUCCGAAGGCCUUCGUGACUGCGGGAGACAUUCAGAAGCGAUUUGAAUCCACAUUGGAGGAAGAGGGACAAGGUAGUCGUUUCUCCUGCAGCUCGUGCUCCCAGGGGCACGUUGAGAAGUCCUGGGAGCCCCGUCCUGAAGGUCAGUGUCGCCGGGAUCCCCUCCAGCCGACAGUGUUGUGCCGGAAAGCAGGGGCUCCAGGCGGCCGAGGGCUCCGCCACGCACGGGCCCCUGGGGACGUGGUGGGCGAUGGUGAAGUGAGCUGCCCAGCCUGCCGGUGCUCCGCUGCUGGGUGUCGGCAGCUCGCUGCUGGUGGUUAGGUGUGUGUGUGUGAAGCGGUUUCUAGCACCAUCUAACGUUUUAUAGAGGGAGGCACUUUGGACCCACGUUUAGGGGUUGAAUAAACUGUCAGCUGAG